GCGGGAGCAGCUGUUCGUAAUCUUGCAGUAAAUGACAUUCAACGGGGUGGGAUCGACUGCUGGAAAGAGAGUCAAGUCCACGCUUUUUCUCAUAGACACAGCAUUGAUACCAAGGAUUUAACGUGUGGACUAAUCCUACUAUUGGAAUAGGCUUUUCCUGGACAUCAUUUGAUUUCCCCUAUUAUAAUCAUAAGGGUUAUACUGUCACACUGCUACGGCACAAUGCCGCAAGUUUCGAAUAUGGCCAGUAAAAACUAUGAUUACGACUACGACUUGGUUCAACCGUACUUCAUUUGCGACGAAGAGGACAAUUUCUACCAUCCCCACCAAGGCCAGCUCCAACCACCGGCACCCAGCGAGGAUAUAUGGAAGAAAUUCGAACUGUUGCCGACACCACCGCUUUCUCCCAGCCGGCGCCCAUCGCUGUCCAGCCUCUUCCCCUCUACGGCAGAUCAACUGGAGAUGGUCACAGAAUUUCUCGGGGACGACGUGGUCAACCAGAGUUUCAUAUGUGACGCGGACUAUUCCAAGAGUUUUCUGAAGUCUUUUAUUAUCCAGGACUGUAUGUGGAGCAGUUUUUCAGCUGCUGCCAAAUUAGAAAAAGUAGUAUCGGAGAGACUUGCAACGCUACAGGCAAGGAGAGAAUCCAGUCAAACGGGGGAGUCGAGUCAUGAAGUCAGCACAAGUCCCAAUGUCAGCUACCUGCAAGACCUGAACACGUCGGCUUCGGAAUGUAUAGAUCCCUCAGUUGUCUUCCCUUAUCCCCUUGCUGAGAAUCCCAAACCCACCCAGACAACUUUAGUCUCGACCAUGGCAUUGCCUUUGGAUACCCCUCCAAACAGUGGCAGUAGCAGCAGCGACAGUGAAUCAGAAGAGGACGAGGAUGAUGAUGAUGAUGAUGAUGAUGAGGAGGAAGAGGAGAUUGAUGUGGUGACUGUUGAAAAGAGAAAGUCUGCAAGGAGGUCCGAUUCUAGCGAGUCUGGUGGCACGGAGUACUUCAGCCCGCUUGUUCUGAAAAGGUGUCAUGUCAACAUCCACCAGCACAACUACGCGGCACAACCGUCAACGCUGAGCGAGCAGCCUGCCAUCAAGCGGAUUAAGUUUGAGAGCAGCGGGAGGGUGCUGAAGCAAUUCAGCCACAACCGUAAAUGCUCGAGUCCCAGGACGUCGGACUCGGAGGAUAACGACAAACGCAGGACUCAUAACGUUCUUGAAAGGCAACGACGGAAUGAGCUCAAGUUGAGCUUUUUUGCUCUAAGGGAUGAGAUUCCAGAUGUUGCAAAUAACGAAAAAGCCGCUAAAGUGGUUAUACUAAAGAAGGCAACCGAGUGCAUUCUCAGUAUGCAGACAGAUGAGCAGAAACUAUUGACUCUUAAAGGGCAGUUGAGGAGAAAGAGUGAAGAGUUGAAACACAGACUUGAUCAGUUCAGAAAUUCUCAGCAGGCCUAAUGAGGGAAAUGGAAGAUAAAGGACUCGUGUUUUAAGCCUUGAACUAACUUGCUGUGUAUAGAUGUGGUGUUGCAUGCAAAUGCAGAGAGAUGACUUAAUUUACCAUAGGUGACCACACACCUGGACUGGAAUUAUGAUAUGUUGACUAUUUCAAUGCCUCACUUGAAACUUUCCUAGAGGAUUUCAAUUUAUUUGUAUUUAAUUAUUUUUAUUAAGGAGUUUUGCAAAUUGCAUAAUUUAACUUAAAAUGCUUUGUUUUUGUAUAUAAUACUCUCAAAUGUAUUGAUCUCACAUACAUUUUAUAAAUCCUGUAUGACAGCAGUCAUGUGUCCUAACUCGAAUUGAUAAACAAUGCUACAAAACAGCUUGUUGUAAUGGCACUACUUGUGCAUUCAUUUCUUCACUCAAGGCCUUUUAAAUAUGGUCACAGAGCCUCUACGUCUGCCUCUAGUCAUGUGAACGGAAAAAAUGCAGAAUGAACUGCACAGCCAUGUGCACUCCACAUGAUCCUCUAAUGGGCGCACACUCACAGACGCCCCACCUCCUCUCUAGACCACGCUGGAAGGUAGUGCACCAAGGAGGGGGAGGGGAACUGGGUUCACUCCAGUUCUGCCUGGCAGUUGCUCAGCUUUCCCCCCCAUGGUUUAUAGUCCAUUUCAUCAAGAUAAUAUUGUGGAAAGUGUCAGUUAGUUGCAGUUAACCAGAGGACGUUGGACGCUUGUGUUACAGCUUUGAAGAUAAUUCUUAUAUAACCAGUACUCACUCCAUGGCUCUAUCAGCACCCAGUUGGCAGGAUCUUAAAUGACUAAUCCUUACGUCAGGUGCUUGCCUGCCCUACAUCCCAGACUGCAAGGAGAACUUGGGUGUAGGGGUUGACAAACUGCAAAAGGCUGAGUCAUAAUCCUGUGUGAAUACAAUUUUCCAAAGCACAUCUUUAUCUGCCACAUAUGUUUGAUGUUUAGGAUGAGGUGAAGUAAAAUGUGGGAAAACAAUGCAAGAGGUCAACAAACCAAUUAUCUGUACUUGCUAUUAUAGUCUAGUGCAUUUUCAGGGGAUUCAGUCACUUCAUAAGGCAAUUCUAUCGAAACAAAAUUAAACACUAAGCUUUAUGAAUGUUUGGUCAUAAAACCACUUCAGGCUAAAUCAAAUAUUUUGAUGCCAAAUGUUCUUAAGAACUGGAAAAUGUAGGCCUAUUCAUUUUCUUUUGACUCUUGGUUCUGUCUAAAUGAUCUUUUUCAUUCUAUCAGAUAAUAGCUCUCCAGGCCCAUGUUUCUGUUUCGAAAUGAUAUUACAACUACUUUUACCAGAUGAAAGACCUUCACACUUCUCCACACCUCCUUUUUAAGUGGCCAUUAAUUAAAGAUCCUAAACCUGCUACUAAUCUGAUCAGAACACCUUGGUGUCUGCAUCUGUGUUCGUGGGCAGACGGCAGCUUUAGUUUUUUUUUUAUUCCUUGAAUCACCUAACAUUAAGUCAUUGUAUUGCCACUCGUCAGCAUACUGCUAGCUGAUAGUAAUUUCCUUUCAUCAUUUGCCCGAAACAUAUUUUCUCUCCACUUCACCUCCCAGGUGAAAACUGUCUGGAAGAUAUCACUAAAAUCAUGAUUAGGGGCAUGGGCCCUGUCCUGACAACUUUCAAAAUCAUAGAAAAUAUUUAGAGAGCAAAUGAUUCAAAGUUGUAUUUCAACACAAUACACUGAAAUAUAAAAAAAGGAUACGUUGAACUGGUCGGACAUUGUAAGUCACAUUUCAUACUCAACUGAGUCAUGUCUGUGUCUUUCAAAAGGCUCCACAUCUCACCUGUAUUUACUUACCCAUGUCAUUAAGUCAGUGUAAAGGGAUAUGACUUGAUGAAUCCCAGGUUGCAAUAUGCAACAUGCAAUUUGCAAUUGUUCUAUAUGAGGUCAGUGAACACAAGAGGAGGUGGAAAGUGCAUAUGAGUUUGUGCUUGAAGACAGGGAUUAUCUAAAGCACUACUUUAAAAUGAUUUUCCGUAGAGGUCAGUCCUCAUGCAAGAUGGGGUUCUUGUCUAUGGAGACAUGGAAUCGAAUCGGUCAUAUAGCACAGAGAACUAGCAGCUAUGGUGGCUGAUAUCAAUAGGUGGCUGUUACACUCACAUCAUAGGGAGAAAAAGUAAAGACAGCAGCAUCUUCACACAGGUUUACCUACACAGUAUGCCCAUAUUAAUGCUGUAACAAUCAUAUUUACAGAUAUGGUUGUCAUGUUUUUGUAACAUCAA
Hypomesus transpacificus is the source of this 3687-nucleotide messenger RNA. RefSeq names its product MYC proto-oncogene, bHLH transcription factor b (gene mycb). The record is from RefSeq and is a predicted model, not a curated record. Bases 223 to 1449 code for a protein of 408 amino acids. Lineage: Eukaryota; Metazoa; Chordata; Actinopteri; Osmeriformes; Osmeridae. Gene Ontology annotation, biological process: regulation of transcription by RNA polymerase II; positive regulation of cell population proliferation. The transcript has 3 exons. Gene Ontology annotation, molecular function: protein dimerization activity; RNA polymerase II cis-regulatory region sequence-specific DNA binding; DNA-binding transcription factor activity, RNA polymerase II-specific.